AUGAAGAGGAAGCAGCAUCCAUAUUGUGUAUAUUCAGCUCCAAUCGAGGUUCAUUAUGCAGCUCGUGUCAUGGGGAGCGACCGUGAUCCACAUGUAUCAUUCGAAACACUUUUCAAGCACUUUGGACUUUUAGAAAAUGGCCUCGUGCAACUAUGUUCCUUGACCUUAUACAAAGGGUACAAAGCCAAGCUUGCUGCUCGUGAGACUGCCCACCAGCGCCUGGUGGUGACCGCAUGGGAAAUUGAGGAGUCAGAGCACUUCACUGCAUUCCUUGAUGCCCUGCAUGAUGAGAACAAGGAACAAGUUGGAUUUGCGGACAGGGAGUUGCAGAACUUGCGAUCCCGGCUCCCUAGCCUUGAGAUCCACAACAGCGAUGACAAUCAGAUCAUUCUGGAUGAUUCUUCGGACUCGGAUUCUGAUGAAGAAGAGUGUCUCGGGGCAUCAGUGGGGGAUGAGGCCCUUCCAAUUGUGAAUGUCAUGCGGAUAUUUAUCUGUACCCUCCACCCUUACUGCACCCUCAGUCACCCCAGUCCUGCCAGUGCAUGCCUGCGAAACGAGCCAGAGUCAAACACUUACGCCAGUCCAUCAAGUGCGCAAGCUGGUUAUGCACCCUUUGCCCCUGCUCACGAUGUAAUCAACACUUAUGCUGGACCAUCAAACACACACACCGGUCCAUCAAGUGUGCAAGCUGGUUAUGCGCCCUUUGCCCCUGCUCACGACAUAAUCAACACUUAUGCUGGACCAUCAAACACAUACGCCGGUCCAUCAAGCGCGCACGCUGAUUAUGCGCCCUUUGCCCCUGCUCACGACAUCAUCGACACUUAUGCUGGACCAUCAAACACGUAUGCUGGUCCAUCAAGCGUGCACACUGAUUAUGCGCCCUUUGCCCCUGCUUAUGAUGUCAUCGACACUUACGCUGGACCAUCAAAUGCUUAUGAAGACUAUGGUGAAAUAUCACAUUCGCAUGUCAUACAUACAGCAGGCCCUGCUCGCUCAUCUAACAUGCGACAACACACCCGAAAGCUACCUGCAACGCUGUACAUUGCUCAUGAGACUGUUGUCUCUGAGACAAUGCAGGCAGCUGCAGGCCUUGCAGAGGCACUGGACAACAACCGCCAUCUCCAGAUUACAGGACCGAUGUGCGAGCAGAUCUUCAAGCGCUCGAAGGAGCUUGUCAUAGGGAUCGCGACACCUAAGAUUCCCGGUCUUCAUGGAACUCCCCACUGGGACAACCAAAAGAAGGAUCUCUCAAAGAUUUGGCGCACGGUACUCGUUAUGCGCAUGGUGCUCACAACACUUACUCGAGAAGGCAUUGUACUCGCCUACGAAUUCCUUCCUCCACAGGGUAGCUCGAUUUCCCCUGAAGCCUUUUGUAUUGAGCGUGAUGGGAUGCUAACGAUCCAUUCAAAAUUCAAAAAUCCAUUCAUCCUACACCUCGUCAUGAGAUUGGUAUGGAACAUGUGCUUCCGACUCGACACUUUACUCAUCUCGCCACACAGGGAGUUACACUAUGUGAUGGGGGCAGCCGGCACAUUCACAAAACAUAUACUGUUGGAACAGGGACACAUGAUACUUACUGUGUCUAAGGUAUCAUUGGACUCAAAUAAUUCUACCUUUCAGAUGCUCUGCUCAGACAUGGACGGUCUCACGGAUGAGGAGAAAGUUGAGUUGGAUGGGUGGAAAGAUCAUAUGGUCAUUUGUGGGAUUUCGCAACAGCACGUCGGGAAUGAGCUGUCCGAUUUCAACUUGAGCCCCGCAGACUUAGAUCAUGACUUGGACACUGAUGUGUGA
Suillus fuscotomentosus is the source of this 1791-nucleotide messenger RNA. RefSeq lists its product as uncharacterized. The record is from RefSeq and is a predicted model, not a curated record. The transcript is spliced from 11 exons. The coding region runs from base 1 to 1791 and encodes 596 amino acids. NCBI's taxonomy places the organism in Eukaryota, Fungi, Basidiomycota, Agaricomycetes, Boletales, Suillaceae.